AUGAUCAACAAAAAUGCCAGAUGCCUGAAGACCAUCAUCAUAAUAGUUGUACUAUCGACACACCACCAGGCUCACUCCAAAGGCCCACACAAUCUGACGAUAACCAUAGACAAUGAAAAUAGAACCUUCACAUUGGAAGAAAAAGCAAAGGAUAAAUAUUUGCCCAACCAACUGGGAAUUCGACCUGAAAGAAGAUUUUGUGUCACAGAAUGCUGCCUCCAACCCACCGAUAUCCAGAACAUUUUCAUAGUCCCGUGCUCAACUGAUGCCUGGAGCCUAACAUCCGUCAUUAUUAUAGCAAUAGACUGCCUCGGUGAUUGUACACUCAUCACUUGCGAUAUUGACAUUGAUUUUGCCGUGGACUUAGACAACAGAGGAGGUGGGGAAACUCUGAAACUGACUCUCGCGAAAAACUGACUCUACUACUUUGUGUAGAUACAUUAUAGAUAGUGGUUUACUGUUAAAAACUUUUUUCUUGUAAAAAAUUUCCAAAACCCUUGGCACAGAUGCUCUGAACUAUGCAUGAAGAUAUAUACCAUGUGA
Geodia barretti is the source of this 543-nucleotide messenger RNA. Lineage: Eukaryota; Metazoa; Porifera; Demospongiae; Tetractinellida; Geodiidae. The record is from the annotation of a GenBank genome assembly.